This is a messenger RNA of Rotaria socialis, 840 nucleotides long. The record is from the annotation of a GenBank genome assembly. Lineage: Eukaryota; Metazoa; Rotifera; Eurotatoria; Philodinida; Philodinidae.
AUGACUACUGAUACAAUAGAUAUAGAUGCUCAACUUCAAUUAAAUUCAUAUUUAAAAAAUAACUUUAUUGAAGGUUUUGCCAUUAAAAAUUUCCGUGAACGCUAUCUUAUACCAAGUAGUAAUAACAUUUUUGGUGGCGUUCAAAUUGAAUAUAUUCUAAUCGAUAGUAGUUCCAAUUCUUCCUUAUUUCCAUUACCAAUGACAUUAAACAAUACGUUCGAUAUUAAUAUUUUAUUAAAAAAUUUUCCAUAUGAUAAACACAUAUGGUCAAUUGGAACAGCACAUGGUGUUGGUCUAUUACCAGAUACAACAUUACAUAUUAAACCUAAAGAAUCAGAUGAUGGAUCACUUUGUACAAUAAAAUGUUCUUUACAUGUUGACAUUAAACCACUAGAAUUUCAAUUACCAUACAUACGUUUUUUAUUGGACGAACAAUCAAUAAAAGUUUUACUUGAAACAAAUGAAAUUCCAUUCUCAGCAACAGAAAAAGGAAUAUUACGAAGUAGAAUAAGUUUUUUCAAUGAAUUUGGAAAAAAUUUUCCAUCUAUAAGAAGUACAAAAAAGCGUGAAUAUUGUCUACUUGGACAACACUUUCUCAAAAAUUUAUGUACAAUACAAAUAAAUGAUACUAUGGUUUUUGUUAAUAAAAAUAAAACACGUGAAAAAUUAUUUCCACUUGCUAAUAGGAGUAUUAAUGAAGUGGCUGAUUAUUUAUACCAUGAACGUCCAUUGUUUUCAAGAACAGAAAAAUUUUUGAUGUGUGAAGAUGAUGAACAUGGUGGAUCUGAUUUUUUGAAUAUUUCGGGUAAUAUAAUUGACAUUGAUGAACAUUUAAACUAA